Messenger RNA from Maylandia zebra (zebra mbuna), 4662 nucleotides. Lineage: Eukaryota; Metazoa; Chordata; Actinopteri; Cichliformes; Cichlidae. The record is from RefSeq and is a predicted model, not a curated record.
GAGGAGGUGUGAGGGAGACAGCCAGCAGUGAAGAUGACCGGGCAGACCGAUGUCGACAUACCAGAAACAGGAGCAAUUUUCACAUUUGGAAGGACCAGCUUUGCUAAUAAUGUUCCCAGCAAGUUCUGGCUGAAGAAUGACCAUCCAAAGAAAACGUCAUGUGGCGGAGAGCACUCUGCUGUUAUCACAGAAAAUGGGAGGUUGCUGAUGUUUGGUGGCAACACAUGGGGCCAGCUGGGGUUGAGAAUUAAGCCUAGUGCCAGGAAACCAACCUCUGUGAAAGCCUUGAAGUCUGAGAAGGUGAAGCUUGCAGCUUGUGGGAGAGACCACACAAUUGUUUGCACAUUUCAUGGCAGUGUAUACAGUGCAGGUAGCAACCAGGACGGGCAGCUGGGUUUAGGCCAUUGUGACAAGUCUACAUACUUUCACCUGCUCCGCCCCUUCUGCGACUGGGCACCAAUCAAAAUGCUUUCUGCAGGAUGCAACACCUCAGCCGCCUUAACAGAGGAUGGGAGGCUGUUCAUGUGGGGGGACAACUCUGUGGGUCAGAUUUCUUUUGGGGACGAGGGAUUUGCUGCAGAACCCAGAGAGGUCCACGUUGGAGAAGCAGUCAUAUGGGUGUCCUGUGGGUAUAAGCACUCAGCUUUUGUGACAGUUUAUGGUCGCCUCUACACGUUUGGUGAGAGUGCGAAUGGAAGACUCGGUCUUCAGGAGGAGCAGCUGGCCAAUCACAGAAUUCCUCAGCAGGUGCAGGGAGUCCUGGGUCGUGUCACCCGAGUGUGCUGUGGAGGAGAGCACACAGUGGUCCUCACAGAGAAGAACGUGUACACAUUCGGCAGAGGUCAGUACGGUCAGCUGGGCCACGGAACAUUUCUGUUUGAGGUUCAUUUGCCAAAAGCGCUGCAGCACUUUUGUAACAGCAAGGUCAGACACAUCGCGUGUGGAGAGAACCACACAGCUGUGGUCACAGACAGUGGGCUGCUGUACACGUUUGGUGAUGGUCGUCAUGGAAAACUCGGGUUAGGGGAGGAAAACUUCAUCAACCAGUUCAGCCCGACACUCUGCACACGUUUUCUUCAAUACGCUGUUCAGUCAGUGUCGUGCGGUGGUCACCACAUGCUGGUCGUGGCUACACCCAGGCCAGCAGAGAGCCAAGAAGUGGUGCCAGAGAAGGAUGUCUUAAUCGCAGACUACUUUCUGGAGUCAAGUUUUACCAAAAUCAUCUUUAAAAACAAGUUCAUCAGUCCAACUCCACCAUCACCACUCUCAGCCCUCUCAGCCCGGGCACGCCACCGAGACAGAGUUCGUUCUGUGGAGUUGUUUGGGGAUAAGUUUCAGAGCCUCCCACGGCUUAACUCUGACUUUCUCAACACAUCUCGGCAAAGAUCCAGAAAUUCCCUAACUCUGAAAACCCUUUCAAAUGAUGCUACUACCCCUUCAUCAUCCCCUAAACCAAAAUCAGAGGUGACAGGAAGCCCACUUCUCUCCCCCAGAUCUCGAUCCAUAUCCCCUCAGAGUCCACUGUUAUCCUCUAAGGCAUCAACCCCACAUUCACAAUCAUCAUUCACGCUUCAAAGUAAAGCAUCCACGUCUGCUUCUUCUAAGUCUAAAUGCAAAAAGGUGCCCUCUCCUUUGCUUUUACCAAAGUCUAUAACAAAAUUAAACCCCAGCAGUCCUGUAGCUACUAAAAUGACUGCAAAGCCUAGACUAAACCGAGCAGCAGCCACUAAGAAGCCUCUAAGUAACAAAUUCUCAUCUCCUGUGCCACCUAAAGAGCCCUACACCCCGACUAGACCCCCCAGUAAUGUUUUCAUUAAAAAUCUAAAGGAGGAAGAACAUUCUGCCCCAACACAAACAGGAAAUGUUAAGAGACAAAUAAUCACUGAAGAAGUGGAGGAGAAAGAAGUCUUUUCACCAUAUAUGGGAAAGAAAAAGGGCAGAGCUUUUAGACAUGCAGUAAAGGAAGAAGAACCAUUUGCACAACAGAUCCAGACUAACGAGAAGACCGACCGAAACUCCCCUAAGGUUUUGCCAACAGAGCUUAUGAAGGGCCCCAGCACCUUGAAGACAGAAGUGUCUCCUCUGAAGAGCACAAAGAAAAAUCACAAAGUGACUUCAAACAGCAAAGAGAACAUCACCAAGGAGUCCAGCAACAUCAAACCUUCAGAAAACAGGCAAGCUCAAAAGCAGCUCCCGCAUUUUAAAUCAUCACAGCAAGAUAAGAGGAAACCGUCAGAGCAUAGCACAAAAACACAACAGACGCUGACAGAUGCACAGGAGAGAGUGACUGAAGUGAAGCACAAGACGAGGAAAACUGAGGAUUUGAGAGAAAGUAAUGAACCGAAUGAAGAGGAUAACAGCUCUCUGAAGAAAGGCUUGACAAGGACCCCAAAAAAGGAGACAAAGAAAUCAUCAUCUUUAGAUCCGAAAUCUCCUUCUAUCAAGGUCAGUAAAGUGAAUCAAGCAGCCAGUCUAGCAUCCACAGAAAAUGGCGUAAAGGAAAAUGAAGCAACUCAGAGGGGAAGUGAUGACGUCAAACCUGUUGAAGUGGCGAGUCGGGGGACACGGCGAGUCAAAUCGACUCUAACAAAAGAUCAGCACAAGGUUAAAUCUGUACCAGGAGUGGAUGCUAAAUCGCCAGCAGCACAGGAAGAAAACACAACACCUUUUAAGGCUGAAACCAAGAAAUCUGUCUCCAGAAAAACACCAUUGCAAGUUAAGGGAAAAUUGCAAGAGCUUAAACCAACACCAGUCAAGGAUCAAAGUAAAUGUGCAGAAAAUCCCCUCAUUGAAGGUGAAAGCAAAGAAAAGUGUGAGGAAAAUGAGUUAAAUUGUGCCAAAGACGCCACUCUGAAGAUGAAAGGUGGAACUGUGGAUGAGCAGAAAUUGUCAAAAAUAAUGGACAAAAAGACGGCAAAGGAAUCCGGUGCUGAACAGAGGGCAAAAACAAAACGAAGAGGAGGAGGCAAGGAAGAGGAAAUCAGAGUUAAAGGUGAGGGGGAUGUUGACUCUGAGAAUAAGAUGAAGGCUAAACCAAAGAGUGAAGCUUCCAGCCUGCCGUCAUCUCAGCAGGAUACACCUACAGAAGUGAGAGGUAACCCAAUUUCCCCUCAAAGCCCAGAGGUGGAUUCUCCUAGAGCUGCAAAACCCCUGCGAGGCGCUAAGCCUGUUGUUAUGGAUUCCCGUGUUUCUGAAACAGAUGAAGAGGACACUUGGGGCAAGAAUGGGGGAAAAACAAAUUGGGGAGAAAUUCUCAGUAAUUCAGCGUCACUUCUUCCAGUUGCUGGGAUUGCAGGUGCAGCUAUUGAGGUCCUUCGUGAGGCAGUGACAAGUGUGCAGUCUGACAGUGACAAAGCCACCUCGACACCCUCUAAAACGCUCAGUAAAGUCAGACAAUUCACGAAGCAGAGUGCAGUUACGGAGCCGUCCUUGUGCUCCACAUUGUCACAUUUUUCUUCCUCGAAUGAAACGGAGGAUGGCCUGAAGACAGAUGCUCAAGCUGGUGUUCCAUCGGAAUCUGUAAAUGAAUCCCAAGAAGUAGAAAAUGAUGACAGCAGUUGUGAUCCAUCAGAGGGGGAGGCAGUGAAAGGGGGCCUGUCUGAGCAUAUCAGGGGUGAACACAUGGAAGAUUCACAAAAAGAAGUGGAGGAGAAAUCCGACAAGGCAUCUGGAGAGGAUGAGGAUUCUGAGGAUGGGGGAAAGAAUGAAGAUGUCGAGAGUGGAAGUGACAGUGAAGAUAAAAGGGAAGAAUGUGAGAGUAGUAGUGACAAAGAAACAGGAGAGGAGAGCAAUACGGGAGAGGGAGAGGAAGAUAAUGUAUCUGAGGAAGAAGAGGGUGACGAGAAAACAAGCAGGAGUGAUAAAGAUGAAGGAAGUGAUAAAACUAAUGCUGCUGAAACUGAAGGAGAGGAAGAAAGCAGUAAGAAGACAAGUGAUGGAUUGAGUGACUCUGAUGGGAGUGAAGGAGCUGAGGAGGAAGAGGAGGAAGGUGAAAAUGAAGAGUCCAGUGAUGAAGAGAGUAAAGAGGAUAAAGAGAAGGAGAGUGAGGAUGAAGAGAAGAAAAGCGGUGAUGAAUCAGAGAGCGAUGAGAGCACGAACCGAGAGUCAGAGGGGGAGGAGGACGGAGAGGAAGGAGACACUGCAGAAUCUGCCAAAACUGAAGAAGAAGAAAAUGAUGAAGAUGAAGAGGGCGAAACUGAGGAACAAAAUGAUGCCUCCACAGAAAAUGAGGAUGAGGAGAAGGACUCGGUUGAAGAUGAAGAGGCAGAUAAGAGUGAAGGAGAGCAAGACAGUGAUAAGGGAGAGGAAGAAGAAGAUAGCGAGGCUGAUGAAGAGGAACUCCAAGAUGAAAAAAGUGAUGAAGAAGAAGAGGAAGAAGGAGGUGAGGAAAGGGAAGAAAGUGAGUCCGUAGGUGAUGGGGAAGCUGAGACAGAAGAUGGAGAGGAUGAGGACAAAGAAGAGAGUGAGGAGGAGGAAGAGUCUGCAGAAGAGGAAGAGGAAGAAGAGGAGGAGGAUACAGGGGACGAAGACAUAGAAGCUGAGGAAGAAGAGGAAGAGAAGGAGGAGGAUACAGGGGACGAAGAAACAGAAGCUGAGGAAGAGAAGGAGGAUACAGGGGAUGAAGAAGAAGAAGCUGAGGAAGAGAAUGAAAAACAACACUAA